Messenger RNA from Arachis duranensis, 480 nucleotides. RefSeq lists its product as uncharacterized. The transcript is spliced from 3 exons. The record is from RefSeq and is a predicted model, not a curated record. Bases 1 to 480 code for a protein of 159 amino acids. Lineage: Eukaryota; Viridiplantae; Streptophyta; Magnoliopsida; Fabales; Fabaceae.
AUGGUUCAAAUUUGUGGAAAUUUUAAUAUUUACAGAAGUAAUAGGUCAAGAAUUUCUCAUGAAGGGGUUAAUAGCGAGCAUAUAUCAUAUGAUCAAUAUGAGCAGGAGGAAGAAAAACAUGAGGAAGUUGACGUGGAUUAUAUGGAGGAUGACAACACAAAUGUGGAACCAAUAUUCGAUUAUCACGACUUCGAUGAAGGGUAUAACAUUGACUCACUCGAAGACAUUGGGAUGAUUGAAUUUUGGAACAUCAGGGACGAAGAUUUCUACAAUAGAUAUGCAAGGAUAAGAGGCUUUAGUGCUCGGAAGAACAGGACUAGGAAGAGUCGUGCAAGCGUACUUAAGUUGAAGAAUUUUGUAUGUCAUCGUGAAGGAUUUAGACCGCAAACUAAUUAUGGCAUUGGAAACUUCAAGAAAAAACCUACAGCCGAGACAAGGUGUGGUUGCAGUGCAAUGAUGGAAAUUCGUCUAGAUGCAUGA